Mizuhopecten yessoensis (Yesso scallop) is the source of this 4862-nucleotide messenger RNA. Its product is annotated as cell wall protein PRY3-like. The transcript has 9 exons. The record is from RefSeq and is a predicted model, not a curated record. Gene Ontology annotation, cellular component: extracellular region. Lineage: Eukaryota; Metazoa; Mollusca; Bivalvia; Pectinida; Pectinidae. Bases 1966 to 3501 code for a protein of 511 amino acids.
CACAACGUCAUAAAGUGAUAUGUGCCUGCACAGAUGAUUUUGGAUGUAACACGCAAUGGCAGAUUUAAACUGAACAUGUCAUCUUCUGCUCUUCAUUCUCACGCGACGACAGGACUGGACAAACGUGUUAACUCUCUGUUAACAGUUAUUUACAACGUUCACGGGUUUAUAUGUAGGUUGCGAUAUUGUCUGUGACCACCAACUUAGAACGAAGGAUACCUUGAUGUCAAACUGCAUUCAUUAGAGGUGUGACUUUGUCCUAACCUUGGAUUCUGUACUGGAAGAAAACAUUGAUUUGACUACAAUUUUCUCAAUAUGCUAACAGGAUAUGGCAAAUAUAUUUCAUGGAUUACUGUUUAAUCUAUAAUAAUACUAGUUGCUACUUGAAUAUGUGCUGUUGGACAACAUGAAGCCAUACGUAUCUUCACAUGCUAACGGGAUAUGGUGUCAUAAUUUCAAGCAUCUAGCAUCGUAACAUAUUUAUGUGAUGUUAACCUGUAAGAAGGUUUCACUGAUAUCUGUACUCUCGGACAACAUGGAUGUAUCCAGGAUCGUAUGACCCAAUUAUCGUUUACUUUAAGGUGAUUAGCGGUAUGAAGUCUCCUGUAAGGAGUACAUACAGUACUGGUGCCUGAAAACGGUGAUGACAUCUUUUCCUAAAUAGCAUCCAUUGCAAUAUUUGCCUUUACCAAGGAAUCAUACUUUUGUUUGAAAGGGCGUGAGUAAUGGUCGACAUGGAAGUAAUCCAAACUUUUAAAGACAGUAUUUUGUAGUCUUAAGCGCGUACAUUUUUUACCUGGAUUUAUAAACCUGUUUAUGACAUAUGUCAUUUUGCUAGUAUUGGAUGAUUGACGAUUGGUGAUAUGUAUUUUACUGUUGAUCAUAAUGAUGUGUCAGCCGUAUCGCUUCUCCUUUAAGAUGAUUGUAUUGACAUUGGUAAGAACAUAUCAGCACUCGGUGACUCGGAGACGUUUAUGAGCAAAUUUAAGUUACACCUGUGAAAUACACCUGUGGAGAAACGCCGUUCACGUUUAAUGAAUAUCAGACUUUCCACGGUUCAUGUCAACCAUGACCUGUUUGUGUAUUAUUAACAAUAUGAACAGUUUGUGCUACGGUGUGUAAGCAUUUGACGACAAUGUGUGUCAAACCUGUGUAUUGUUAAGCGAUCGUCCAUAAACGUUCUGUAAUUGUUUGAUUUACCUGCGCUAUAUGUAUCUGUGAAAAUAAACUCUGAUACUUUGCUCCCGGACAGGCGUAUGUGCUAAACACUACGCACAAAUCCCUUCUACCUGUCGUAUUAACUUGAGUGUUUGAUUGAAUACACACAAACUCAUUACAUUCUAGAAUGGCGAGUGUAAAAACAACCGUCAUUUAGAGGAUUAUGUUGAUGUGUUCGGAUGAAGCGUACACAAUAAUGAUUCGAACAGAUGAUGGAAUAUAGUUACACACAAAUAUCCAUGUGACCUUGAGACUAAAUCAAUUAGUGUCCUUUCAAACUGAGGAGUAAGUAAUGUGAUGUAUUGAAUGGAUAAACUAUUCAACACACGGAUGUGCUAUUUCCAGUGGAAUAUUAAUAGUGUUAUACCCACCAGGGAAAUCUUAAUCAAGCAACAUACAGCCGAAACAGUGCUGACAGUGUAAAGAACUAACAUAAUAGUAAGGGCUAUGAUAGUAUAUCUAAACUAAAACUAUAACAAUAGAAAUAGGGACGACAGCAUUUAGUAGGUUCAUUGACAGUAGCAAUAGUUAUUACGUUGUCUGUUAAAUCAGCAACACAUAUAUAUUCAAGAGGCUUUCCUUUUAACGUCAUACAUGAACUGCAACGCACGUGUAAGGACCAACAGCAACAUCAACCAUACGACACUGAGGCUGUAGGGCAGCAAUUAAAACGGGAAAAACACCAACAGAAGUACUAGUAUAUAUAUAACAGUGUGACCUAGGACAGUGCAGAGAACGUACCCUACCAUGUGUCGAACGUGUGUUACUAUGGUAGAUAUGGAGGUACCACCCUGGCUGUGGGACCCGGGGGUCACGUGGUGUAGGAAGAAGUACUAUCUCUCCCAGAACGGCCGGUGGUCGGGUCAGCCAUGUACGAAUACGACAAUGGCUGACCAGAAUUUUAUUGACGAAGUUGUGAAGGCUCACAACAACUACCGGGCCAAACAUCAGUCCGGACCGAUUGUCCAUUCCUCAGAACUGACCAGCGUCGCUCAACGUUGGGCUGACCAUCUGGCCAAGACGGACGGAUUUCAGCACAGCGAUUGCAAGCAUGAUGGGAAGAGCAUUGGGGAAAAUAUCGCCAUGAAGUGGACAUCGGGUCCCGAUAAUUAUACAGGUCAAGAGGUCACUGACCAGUGGUACAGCGAGGUCAAGAUGUACACGUUUGGAAAGGAGCCGACAUCUACGGGCACAGGUCAUUUCACGCAAGUGGUAUGGAAAGGGAGUGACGAGAUUGGAGUUGGAAAGGCGAGGACAAAGGAUGGCAAGAUACUAGUGGUGGCCAACUACAGGCCGGCCGGAAACAUGACGGGCUCCUUCCGGGAAAACGUACUUCCUCCCAAGGACGGGAAAAUCGAACUUCCGGCAGCUAACGACGCACCGAGUGUGGAGCACAAGCAGGGAUCUGGUCCAUUUUCUAGUCGGUUCGAAAAUAAAGAUAUUCCCUCAAAUAUGGCAAGCAGAGGUGGUGAGUCCCGUUCUGUCCGUACAUUCACGGAAACGUCGGGAAGUGGUGCUAACAAGGUAACGAAGACGGUUGUCGAGGAAACCAUCAUCAAAGCAGAUGGUAGCAAGACCACCAACCGGAAGGAGACCAUUACAACCGGGGAUUCUGGGUCAUGUUCAUCGGAUAUGAAGUCAAUUGGCCACCAUGAUAACAAAGAAAAAGACAAAAAGGAUAAGGGAGGCGCCUUUGGGGCAGACAUACCUAUCGAGGAUCUCCGUAUAAAGGACGAUGACUUCUUUAAAAAGGACAAGAAGGGGAAGAGAUCAAGCUCAAGUUCAUCCGACUCAAGUCCAGAACGGGAAAAGAAACCUCAAAAAAUCAAAGAAUUCAUCGAUGACGCUGUGAAAACUCAUAACGAACUCAGGAAAAAGCACGGCGUUGCUCCUUUAAAACACAGUAAAGAUCUGUCGGAAUUUGCCCAAAAGUGGGCGGAACACCUCGCCGCUAGCAACGGUUUCCAGCACAGUGAUUGUCAACACAAGGGAGAUAGACUCGGGGAAAACAUCGCCUGUAAAUGGUCCUCGGGAUCAGCAGAUUACUCUGGGAAGGACGUGACCGAUUACUGGUACAGUGAGAUAGAGAAACAUGACUUCAACAGUGAACCGCGGACCUUAGGAUCCGGACAUUUCACCCAGGUUGUAUGGAAAGGCAGUAAAGAAAUGGGAAUUGGCAAAGCCAAAAGUUCGGGUGGAAAAGUCUUGGUUGUCGCCAGUUACCGCCCCGCUGGAAAUCUAGUCGGUACAUUCUUAGAGAAUGUUCCACCACCGAAAAAGUGAAGCAAAGACUUUUAAGACACUUUCAACUUAUUAAGGAAAUAAUGGUUACGUCAUUUUAUAGAUGGACAUACUUGUGUAUUAAGUCGUGUACUAUUGUAGUUCACAAUCAUUUUGUUAUGUACAGUUUUGUGGAUGAAUGGAUCUGAUUGUUUCACUGUUUAGCUUAAUUAAUUACACAUUGUGUCACCAUUGAGUCAGAUUUUGAGAUUCUGUUUGUGUUUUGAUCGCAAUAAGUGUGAAUCCAUUCAUGACUACGAGGUGAUGUGAAUAUCAUUUUUUCAGAGAACAUCGCCAGAUUUUAAUUUGUCUUUAUACAUUCUUGAGCUUAUGAAACAAUUAAAAAAAAAUCUGAUAUGAAAUAUUAAAGUAAGAGUAUAUUUUUCGAGUAACUGCUGAAAUUCGUACAUUACCUUAAUGUGGCGUGAUAUGUUCCGUUACAGUUUUAAUUAGAGUUAACUCCCUUGUGUGUUUAUUUUUCAAUAUCUAUCGCUUUUAACAAUGUUGUUCGUUUAUUAACUAAUCAAGUUAACAUCAACAUUUCUGAUGUCUCUAAUUGUGUAACUCUCUUUGAAAGGCGAUACAUAACAAAGAAAGAUAGGGUACAUUUUGAUUAAAAUACCCAGUUUAUAUACGUUGCAUGAAAACUACAUUCCAAUGUGUUUGCCUUCUAUUCUGUGAUACGAAUCCGUUUUAUAUACAUAAUGUAAUAAGCGUCAAAUGAUAAAAAAAAAAAAAAAUGUUUUUCUUAACAAUAUAAGAGUCCAAUUUUAUGAUAAUGCUGUUUUAAAUGUUUAUCAUUCUUAUCAUUUUUAUGAAAAAAAGUGCUUUUCGUUUCAAUAAGCAUUAAAUUAUGUAUAUAUAUGUGAAAACAUUGUGUCUAAAACUCCUGUUUUUAGUGCUACCUUUUGCCAAAAAAAAAUUGUGAGCCUAUAUUUCAUUGUUUCAUAAUCGUGAGGCUUUAAACUAACGAAAAAAAAAAAAUAAAAAAAAAUAACGUUUUAUGUAAUUAUCAUUUAGAUAAUUAUGGGAUUUGUAUUCGGAAUCUGUUUGAAUUCGCGAAUUAUUUUAACUAUACUUUGUUGUCUUUUACAUGCACACCAUCCCGAUGUUUAAGGCUGCGUCUCUGUGUUGUUAAGGGUAUGUUUAUUAUAAUAUCUGGCUGUUGUAGAUAAAUAUGAAUUAUUAUGGGAGACAAUGGCAACUGCCAAGCAAUACAACCCAUAUAUUAUUGUAUUUUUACAGAACAAAAAACAUGUAUUGUUUGUGUAUUCUUACGACGCAUGUGUAUUGAAUGCGGGAUUCUCGAUACAUGGAUAUUUUAUUCUUCAGAAGAAAUGAACAAAUAAAAUAUUUUAUUCACA